Salmo salar (Atlantic salmon) is the source of this 2652-nucleotide messenger RNA. RefSeq names its product GTPase IMAP family member 8. NCBI's taxonomy places the organism in Eukaryota, Metazoa, Chordata, Actinopteri, Salmoniformes, Salmonidae. The record is from RefSeq and is a predicted model, not a curated record. Gene Ontology annotation, molecular function: GTP binding.
ACACGAUUGACCAUACCUCUAUACAAUUCAGUAUAUAAAUGGAAUGCAAAACAUUCCUUUUAGAUUUGCAGAGACAUGUUGAAAACCUCCCUAUUCAUUUUAUUUUUUCAGGUUUCGUAAUCCCGUGACAAUUGCUGCAAAACGAGAUGAGGAAAAUGACAGGUUCUGGAGGAAAAUUAACCAUCCUUCUGUUUGGAAAGGAAGGAGCUCCAAAGUGUUCAAUAGGAAAUCUGAUCCUAGGAGAAAAAGAUGGUUUUGAUGAUCAUACGGAACUAUGUGAGCGGAGAGAGAAUAAAUCAUAUGCUGUAAUCAACACCCCAGACAUGUUUGGAGAAGGCAAUCAUCCAGACCAGCAAAUUAUCGACUGUAUGGCACUUUCAUACCCCGGCCCUCAUAUAUCCCUGCUUGUGAUUCAAGAUGGGCAUGAUACACCAGAGGAGGUUAAACAGCAAGUUGUUCACCUACAAGAUACCUUUGGAGAAAAGAUUAGAGCAAACAUGAUAGUUAUGUUACCAUGCAGGGUUGACAUCGUUGCACUGAAACAUUAUAUCAAUCAAAACAUGAAAUAUCCCCUGGAAGUCUUGAACAAUUCUAAUGAUCUGCACAAAAAGUUACAAAUGGACCAUAAGUUCUUCAAGUACACCUACGAAAAAUACACUGAAGGUGUUGUACUAAAAAGAAAGGCAACACUGGUGGGAAACAGAAAGGCCCAAAAGAUGUAUAUUGACUAUGACAGUCAUCCUGGAAAAGAGUUCAGUGGAACAAGAUUCAGAGACCAAUCAAAACCCCAAGAUGAGAUGUAUAUUGACUAUGAUGGUCAUCCUGGAAAAGAGUUCAGUGGAACAAGAUUCAGAGACCAAUCAAAACCCCAAGAUGAGAGGUAUAUUGACUAUGACAGUCAUCCUGGAAAAGAGUUCAGUGGAACAAGAUUCAGAGACCAAUCAAAACCCCAAGAUGAGAGGUUCAGUGAUCCUGGCAGAUCUCAGGAUGGGCCGACAAGCGGAUCUGGAAACUCAAAGACUGGUAAAAGAAACUAUGAAAGCGAUCCCAGCAACAUUUUGAACAUUGUGCUACUGGGACAGACAGGAACUGGAAAGAGCAGAAGUGGAAACACAAUCCUGAGGAAAAACAUUUUCCCAUCAAGAGCAAGCUCUGUACCAGUUACAAAAGAGUGUCAGGUAGAAAAGAUGAACAUGGGAGGGACAGAGGUUAGGGUCAUUGAUACCCCAGAUUUCUUUGAUGAUUGUCUUGAACAGCCAAGCAAACACGUUGCGGAUUGCAUAAAGAGCUGUCAGACAGGGUUGAGUGUGUACUUACUGGUGAUUCAGAUUGGCCGAUUCACAGAUGGUGAACGAGAGAUCUUGAAACAAUUGGAAGGUGCCUUCACUGACUUGGGAAGAAUUAGAGAGAGCACAUGUGUCCUCUUUACUAAUGGAGAGGACCUCAAACAUAUGAGCCUUGACAUGUUCAUCAAUCAGGCUGACACUCACCUGAAAGAAAUAGUAAGCUGCUGUGGGAACACACAUGUGUUCAAAAACACAAAGACAGACUACCAGCAGGUGACAGAGCUGAUGGAGAAAAUAUACAAGUUACUGGGCGAUGAUCAAAUGUCUCGUGACUUUGAGGACUGGAAAACAAAACAUACAGAUGACAAGUGUACAGUGAGUUAACUUAGAUCCCAGAGACAAAACUGAAUUAAUGUCACCAAAUGAUUGUUUAAGUCACAUCAUUGUAUCAUCAGAAGAAUCUAAGACCGUGAUGCGAAACAAUUGAUCUAAAAUGUUCUAAAUUGCGAAUUAAUAUACAGGUGUAGGAUCUUAAUUUGACCACCCUUUUGCAGGAGAUAUUUCGUGCAAUGCAGGAACAUUUAAAAUGUGUAAUAUAUUUGAGGUUUUAAAAGUUUGUCAUUUCCACUUCUACAUUUCAGUCUUGGUUUUUCCUUUCGAAAAAUGAAUCAACGCCUUCAACCAUGUCCAUUAAUUAUAAUCCACAUGAUAAUUUACAUUUCCUAUUGCUUCUGGAUUUUUUCCUGCUGUAGAAACAGGCUCAAAUUAAGAUCCUACAUCUGUAUACUGUAUUUCAGCUGAAUGGCAUGAAGUGUUUUAUUUUACUUUCCAGUUAUUGAAUAUGGGUGACUGCAUCUGUAGUGUAGUUUAAGAUUUCCUUUUUGUAACUUCUGUCAGUUAUGUAGAUUUAUGGAUACUUAUUUGACCCAAAAUAGUUAGAACAUUUUUGUGACUUGAUUCACUGUUGUUUUAAGAACCUGUCAGAUCACAAACAAAUGUGUUUUUAAAUUUAGCGACUUUGAGAUUCUGUGCAAAAUGAAAAGUGGCAUAUAAAAUGAAUCAAUUAUUAUUACUAUUAUUAUUAAAAUGUGGCUUAUUUCCUUAUGAUGGACCACAAGAAUGUAACUGCAUACAUUCAAACAAUAGCUUACCUUCUGUGGAGUGGAUCAUAAAAUAUGUUGUGUUUUCUAAUGACAAUGACUUUUCUUUUUGACUUACAUUAUGUUGUGUUGUUAGUCACACAGGAGUCAUCUUGAUUUGUAACAUCAGGAAAUUAAAUGUUGGACUUAACUGUAAAAAUAAUUUACUGUGGUAAACCUUUGUAAAGUUGAGCAUAAAAAUAAACUAUGGAUUUGUAUACAAAUAA